AGUGCUUCGAACAUGAAAAGCGGAAGUUGUUGUUCACAGACCAACUUGUGUUCUAAUGUAAUCUUUCUCACAGCCAGUACAUGCAUCAUGCGUGUAAUUAGUAAUAUACAGAUACCGUUUCUUUAAUCUCGCUGAUACGACUGGUUGCAGUUGGGUGCCCAGGUGGAGCUGUGAUCUGCAUUUGCCUACGGUCUGAGCUCUUGUCUUUCUUGCACUAUAACUCUGAACCCUUGUAUGACCUUCAUCUCUCUGGCACCCACAUGAGCGCAGCGUUCUAUUCCCGCUGGGCCGAGCGCCAUGCCUGACCGGGAUAGCACCUACCUGGCAGGUGGCGGCGGGGGUGGCAGCGGGAGCGGUGUGGGCACUGGGGACGAGGGAGGAGCCGGGACAGGUUUGGGUGGAGGUGUAGGAGAGGGCAGAGUGACGGUGGUGGGCGGAUCAGCGGGCUGCACAGGGGGUAACGGGGGUCCUGGGGCCAUGGGAGGCGGCGGGGCAUUAGGAAACGGCAACAGCUGCAGCGGAGCCAGUGGUGGUUUGGGACUGGAUGGCGUUUGCCGGGACUUUUUGCGCAACGUGUGCAAGCGUGGCAAACGCUGCCGCUUCCGCCAUCCAGACUUCAAUGAGGUUCCCGACUUGGGUGUGCAGAAGAAUGAGUUCAUCUUCUGCCAUGACCAUCAGAACAAAGAGUGCGUGCGCACCAACUGCCGAUUCGUGCACGGCUCGAAGGAAGACGAGGACUAUUAUAAGAAAACCGGAGAGCUUCCACUUCGGCUCAGGGGGAAGGUGGCAGCCGGAUUGGGAUUGUCUCCGACCGACCUCCCGUUGAGCCGCGGAGAGGUGCCCAUUUGCAGGGACUACCUGAAAGAAGAGUGCCAGCGGGGCAACAAGUGCAAGUUCCGACAUGUCAGGAAGGACUACGAAUACGAGGCCUCGCCCAGGGUCGGUGUGGGAUGCAUGAUGAGUGUCACCGGUGGCGUGAGCGGGAUGGUGAACGCUGGUGGGGGGGGUGCGGUUGGUGUCGGUGGGGCCUGCGGUGGGAUGUCUGGCCUGGUUGGCGGCGGCGUGGGAAACUACAUGGGAAUGGGAUGUCCCAGCAUGGGCGUAUGCAGAGACCAGGGCCUGUCGGUUGGAGGUGGAGGUGGGGGCUCGAUGAGCAGCUGUAUGUCGAUGGGGACAGUGGGUCAUCGGCGCUACGACAGGGGCCCCUGCUCCGUCUACGACCCCCUGUUUGAAAAUGGCAUGUUUGAAGCCGGGCCGGUGGAGGCCCCCGUUGACCACACGGCCUUCCAGCUGAAGAGACGGCGUUUGGAUGGGCUGCGGUUGACCGAUGGGACCAGCAGUGGACAUUACGACCUGGGGGUUCAGACCACCCUGCCAAUCCGACCGAUAGAGUAUCGCUUACUAGAAGAGGAGAACGCCCUACUGAGGAAAAGAGUGGAGGAGCUUAAGAAACAGGUAUCCAACCUGAUAGCCACCAACGAGGUGCUUCUGGAGCAGAACGCUCAGUUUCGAAGCCAGGCUAAAGUAAUGACGCUGUCCUCCACCCCUGCUCCGUCUGAACAGAGUCUGGCGCCCCCUGUUGGUUCUGUGAGUUCCUACAACCAUGGCAUUGCCCAGACACACACCACUCUGAGCAGUGCUGGUCUGCAGCCCCGUCCCGUCACUCAACAAGAUCUGGUGGCCUCGACCGGUGCACCGACCGCCCCUCCUUCUAAUGCUGCGCCCCCCUCCGCACCCCCUCCACAUCUGAACCCCGACCCCAUCUCUGCCGCCCUCGCUCAGACUAUCGCCCAGGGAUUGGCCCCUCCUGUUUCAAUGGCCCCUGUUGCUGUUUCGGUGGCGCCGGUGGCCGUGUCCAUGGCACAACCUUUGCCGGGCAUCACGAUGAGCCACGCGACCACACCGAUGGUGACGUACCCCAUCGCCAGUCAGAGUAUGAGGAUCACCACCAUGCCUCAUUAAUGAGGGCACACUUCAGCAAUAUAUACAUGAAACAAAUAACAAACUGCAAAUCAAAGCAACUCUGCUGACACCAGUAAACCAUGGGAAGUUUCUCAGGUGAAGGGUCGGUUUUGACUGAAUGAACAUACAGAUUUC
Messenger RNA from Rhinichthys klamathensis goyatoka, 2097 nucleotides. It is a transcript of the gene zc3h10, whose product is annotated as zinc finger CCCH-type containing 10. Lineage: Eukaryota; Metazoa; Chordata; Actinopteri; Cypriniformes; Leuciscidae. Bases 298 to 1962 code for a protein of 554 amino acids. Gene Ontology annotation, molecular function: metal ion binding. The transcript is spliced from 3 exons. The record is from RefSeq and is a predicted model, not a curated record.